Molecule: messenger RNA, 3844 nt
Organism: Mugil cephalus (flathead mullet)
Lineage: Eukaryota; Metazoa; Chordata; Actinopteri; Mugiliformes; Mugilidae
Gene: coq8aa
Product: coenzyme Q8A, genome duplicate a
Exons: 18
Coding region: 422-2404 (660 amino acids)
Biological process (GO): ubiquinone biosynthetic process
Cellular component (GO): extrinsic component of mitochondrial inner membrane
Molecular function (GO): kinase activity
Source: RefSeq, a predicted model, not a curated record
GAGCCUGUGUGCGUGGUGAAGUACAGUUGAGGGUCAAACAUGAGUGGGUUGCGUGAACACAUGGCUCUGGCUGCAGUGAGGAGUUGGUAAAUACGUUUGACCUCGUGUAGAGGUAGAGAGAGAGAGAGAGAGAGGGGGAGACUGGAUUAAACGCUGCCUGCAGCAGUGGCAGGAGGAGGAAGACGACUAGCUAAUGACCUGCAACUCUUGCUGCUAGCAAACAGUGUCUCGUCAAUAAUACAACCCUCUUCUGAACAUCGUUCUCAUAUCUCAACUAAUAAAAGUGUUGUUGACUCGCCUGUUAGUUAACCUCGCCUGACAGAGUUGGACAAACACGACAGCUGCUGUUGAUGUUACACAUUUAGAAACAGCACUCCUCUCCUCGUCUAGUUCGUGUCGCUGUUCCCUGUGAACAUCCAUCAUGGCAGGAGAUAUGAUGUUACUGAUGAGAGGUUUGGCAAAGCUGAGUCAGGCGGUUGUAGAGACUCAGAGCAACACUCUGCGCAGUGGGACAGGCAUCCCUGCUGUUGGUGCUGCUGUUCAGACUGUCCAAUCAGCCGCUGAGCAAGGCCUCUCUGUGGCCAUGAUGAAAAUGCAGGAGAUGUCUGGUCAGCAGCAAACCUCAUCAUCAGAGUCAGAUUUUGACUUUCCUCAGGAUGAAACCGCAUUCACAGCUUCAGAGUUCAGAGAGGAAGGCGUGGACUUUCCCUCAGGAAGUAGUGAUGAAGCAGCAGCGAGAGCAGGGGUGAACCAAACCAGUGGGAAACAGUCAUUGUUUGAGGGAUACCAAGAUCCCAGCAAACAGUUCAGUGGACACACCAGAUCUUACCAUCAAGAUGCCAGACAUUUCAUCGGACAUCAUCUCUACAACCACAGCCUGAACAGGCAUGUAUGGGGACAGGUUUAUUGUCAUCCCGUCAGUCAGGUCAGGAGCUACCAUCAGGACCCGUCCACAGUCGGUGGACUGACGGCGGAUGACAUAGAGAAAGCCAGAGAGAGCAAGAGGGAUGAGAUGAAGCCACACAAACAGAUGUUGAGUGAGAGAGCCAGAGAGAGGAAAGUGCCCGUGACCCGUCUGGGCAGACUGGCCAAUUUUGGAGGUUUAGCUGUUGGUCUGGGGAUCGGAGCGUUGGCAGAAGUCGCCAAGAAGACCAUGAGAAACAAUGGUGCAGCAGGUGACAAGAAAGCCGUUCUGGACUCGAGCCCUUUUCUGUCCGAAGCCAACGCCGAGCGCAUCGUCAGGACUCUGUGUAAAGUCAGAGGAGCUGCAUUAAAGCUGGGACAGAUGCUCAGCAUUCAAGACGACGCGUUCAUCAACCCUCAGCUCGCCAAGAUCUUUGAGCGCGUAAGGCAGAGCGCGGACUUCAUGCCAAUCAAACAGAUGACAAAAGCGCUGAGCAACGACCUGGGUCCUAACUGGAGGGACAAGCUGGAAUCGUUUGAGGAACGUCCGUUCGCGGCAGCUUCCAUUGGGCAAGUCCACCUGGCGAGGAUGAAGGACGGGAGGGAGGUGGCCAUGAAAAUACAGUAUCCUGGUGUGGCUCAGAGUAUCAACAGUGACGUCAACAACCUGAUGACGGUGCUGAACAUGAGCAACGCCCUCCCUGAAGGUUUGUUUCCAGAGCAUCUGAUUGAUGUAAUGAGAAGAGAGCUGGCGCUGGAGUGCGACUAUCUCAGAGAAGCCCAGUGUGCAAAGAAGUUCAGGGAGCUAUUGAAGGACCAUCCGUUCUUCUAUGUACCAGAGGUGAUAGAUGAGCUGUGCAGCAAACACGUCCUGACCACUGAACUGGUUCCUGGAUUUCCCCUGGACAAAGCUGAGAACCUCACACAGGAACAGAAGAACGAGAUCUGCCAGAACAUCUUGAUGCUGUGCCUGAGAGAGCUCUUCGAGUUCAGGUACAUGCAGACCGACCCGAACUGGUCCAACUUCCUCUACGACCCACAGUCACACAAGGUGGCGCUGUUGGACUUUGGAGCCACGAGAGGAUUUGAUCUGAGCUUCACUGACCUCUACAUAGAAGUCAUCCAUUCAGCUGCCAUGGGCAACAAAGAGGGAGUCCUGAAGAAAUCUAUUGAGAUGAAGUUCCUGACAGGUUAUGAGUCCAAGGCGAUGAUUAACGCCCACGUGGAUGCGGUGAUGAUCCUCGGUGAGGCCUUCGCCUCCACAGACACCUUCGACUUUGGUUCCCAGUCCACCACGGAGAGGAUCCACAACCUCAUCCCCGUCAUGCUCAAACACCGACUCACCCCGCCUCCGGAGGAGACGUACUCGCUUCACCGCAAGAUGGGCGGCUCCUUCCUCAUCUGCUCCCGGCUGAACGCGAAGCUGCAGUGUAAGGACAUGUUCCAAACGGCGUAUCAGAAGUACUGGGAGGGCCGCACGCCUCCCUCUCACUCAGUUUGAGCCCCGUCACUGUCUGAAGAUCGGAUGAACUGGUCCCGGGGGCCAACAGCCCAUCGAUGGCGAGGUUUGGGUGAAGACACAGAACUACUGAGCAGAUGUUACCUGUCCUUAGCUGGUCAUUGAGCGCCAGCGUGUCUUUCCUUUUCUGGGAAGCCAACUACAUUGAGGCUUUGAAAAAGCAUUAUUCAUAUUUCCAGCCAGUAUUUCUUAGCUUUAAAGAAGGAGCGGCUAACGAGGCAUCUGCACUAUUUGUACAGAUAUAGCGUGAAAACAUAUAGGAGGUGGAUGGAUUGAGUGCUCUGUUAGGUCUAAAAUGAAUGUAUAAAGGUGGAAUUGCGUUUCAUUUAUUUCAGAAUUAUUCUUGCAUUUUCUUUUGUGUUGCUGUGUUUUGUUUUGAAUAAUCAUAACGAACUAAACUAGUUGAAAGGCAACAAUCACUCAGCAGUGGGGUGAGUCUCCGUGUGAACCAGGACCAACGUGUCUGCGUCACUCUUUGUUUUUGAAGACGUUCGAUUAGAUCGUCUAGAUGUAGAUCAUACAGCUCAGUGUACAUGUAGGCAGAGGAUUAAAUGUUAGUACGGUUCUGUUUUUAGAAGGUGAGACAAACUGGUAUUUGUCGGCAUUGAACGAGAAAAGGUCCGACUUACCCCAUCUGUAUGCAGUAUACGGUGAUCUAACUUCACAGGACUGAAUGAUGCUGUUGAUCACGUUUCAGUAGCUUUGUAAUGUUGUUAGCGUUUAGGCCACUAGGGAGCUGUUAUGGGCAUAGCAUUAAAUCAAACUGUAUUUCAAAGGAAAACCAUGAUCUGUACGCUUCAGGCAUGUUUGUGCAGGGUGAAGGUCCGUACGAAUUCCUGCUAUUAUUUUGUUUCCUUUAAACUCCUAAAGUGCUAGGACAGCGGCUUAGAAUUAACUUCAUAUCUCGCAUUAAUUUCUUCUAGUAUCAAAGCAUGAUUUUCUUUCUGUUCGUCUGUGUAUAGGAGAUGGAUUUAAGAAUAUAAGGUCUGGUAGAGAAGCAGAGCGCGGCCCGCAUCGACUCCGGGGCCUGUGCUUAGACGUGAAUGUUAAUGAACCACCGGAAUAAAAGGAGCUCAUCCUGAUAACGCACAAAAUCACUGGCUCACCUAGCUUCCACAAGGCGCUAAUCUCUCCACGCCUCCUCCGGUGUAAAAUCCUCCUACACCUGGCUGGUGUGUGACUGUGAAAGUUCUCUGCGCUCUGCCGUGUGAAUGCAGUUAUAACGAUAUCUGGUGUGACGACGAAUUUAAAAAAAGAGAAAAAAAAAAAAGGUGCCUGAGGUUUUUCCAGCAGACUGGUUGUAGCUAGAAAUCUCGACUUUAUAUUUCAUAUCAAGUCUCGCUGAGAAGAUGGUUUAAAUUUUCUAAGAAAGAUGCAUUCUUAAGCGAAAGUUGUAAUAAAAUGUUUUUUGAAAAGACUAAA